AAAUUCUUAGUCCAGCCAAAUGCAGAUGCACCUAAACAGCUUGGAGAAGGGAAAGAAUACAUUACAUCAAGUUGAGACGAGCAUCUUCUGUCCUUCAAAAUCAUUUGUAUUGCUUGUUGGAUUUAGCCGUGGUUGCAGGCAGUACUCAAAACUCAUCUUAGAUCUGGUAAGAACUGCUCGCACCAUCACUGUAUCAUCAUCAUCAUCUUUCAGAUAUACUGAGGGAACUGUCGUCCAUCUUCCACAUGAACUGCUCCGAUCUUGGAUAUAUGUAACGAUAGACUUCUUCCGGACUUCGAGAGCUGGCCAAACCAAAGUUCAAACAUAUGGACCACAUCUCUAUGAACCCUACAAGUCUCUGGAAGUCAUGUGGGCACACAGUGAGCAAUCAAUGCAUCAAUCUUAUGCUAUUUAUGGACAAGCCCUAAAACCAUAUGGGCCAUGCUGGGGUGUUUUUGUGAUGACAACAACUAAUGCUGUAAUCAAAUUCUCUAGCUUUUUUUCUAAAAGUAAAAAAGAAACUUACACUGUAAUCAAAUGCAAUGUUCACAUUCCAUCUGAUCUCUCAGGAUAUGACCGAAUCCCACUGACUUCAACGUGACAUGAGCAUUUCCCCGAGCAGCAAGUAAGUAGUAAUUUUCGUUGUGCUCAGCCACCCAGGAACUCGAGGAAGAAGACGAUAAUGGCAGAGAAUAGGAGCAGCAAGACAGAGCAAGUGCUUAAGGAUUUGAUAACUGUCAUCAGAGUUCCUGGCUUUGGAGUACUGAAAGUGAGCAGCUUCACGCUGAAACUGGACAGAAAUGCGAAGAACAUCACCAGCACGCAGAUCUUGAGCUGCAAUUCACUGCCUUUUCUGCCGAUAAAUCCUGAGAAGGCGCCCGUAAGACCUCCGAAGCUGAUGGAUGUCGUGGUAGUACCGACCUUGGAAAUGAGUUUGAGCUUGAGAUCAUGACCAACGUUGGUAGUAGUGCGCGGUCCGUGCGGCUGUUUCUGGGUGCUGUGCCACUCUAUGCAGAACCAAAGAGUGACUCCAAGAAAUGGUGUCGGCAGGAGAACCAGUACAAGGAAGACGUCAAGGAAAGCAGAAGCCGCCGUAGCGGCUAUGAGUGCCAAUGAGCCCAGCAGAGAGUAGCUGAGUGCUUUGAGGAGCUUGGUAAGGAACUCCCUGGUGCUUUGCUGCUUGAAGCUCGGUGGGACUGAGCUGAGCAGCAUCAACAGAAGGCCGAACAUGGCGGCGAAGAACAUCUGAAAGAUGCAGAUUUUCGUGUUUAUGGUAAGGGCUUGAUCCGAAUUACUUUUAGCGGUCCCAAUAAGAGUAGUUAUCAGCCCACUGAAUGCAAGGGAGACAACAGUGGAUGAGAGACCCAACGAAUGUUUCAGCUCUGAUUUAUAGCUUCCAUAUCCUGUGGAAUUCUGAUCAUGAUCAUCGCCUGCGUGGAAUAUGAAGUAGAGGAGGGUGCCGAGAAGCAAACAUCCCGGAAGCAGGGCUGCCAGAAACAUAGAGCGUUUAUGGAGGAGAGUUGAGAAACCAGCUGCUGUAAGGAUGAGGAGAGCGCAUGAAAUGACGAGUAGGAAAACGGUGGUCGUAUGCUGGCCUCUUUGGACACUCUGAUUCUUGCGACUUAGCAAAUUGAUGGUGAAGAACAUUAGGGUUACCCCACAGAGAAGACUGCAGGUGGUGAGGUAGCCGCAGAUGAGAAGGUGCAAUUCGUUUGCAUGGCCUUUCAGAUCUCGCUGUGCUAUGAAAACUGCAAACACUGCCAUUAAGCUGAUGAUGAUAUCAAUGAAGGCGAACUGUAGGAUUUGCUUCAA
Messenger RNA from Musa acuminata subsp. malaccensis (wild Malaysian banana), 1812 nucleotides. The record is from RefSeq and is a predicted model, not a curated record. Lineage: Eukaryota; Viridiplantae; Streptophyta; Magnoliopsida; Zingiberales; Musaceae.